AUGCUCCCUCUCCCUCCCCUUGUACCGGCCGGCCAGCUGCAGGUGUCGUCCCCGGCGUCGUCCGGCCUGGCUGCUGCAACGUCUCCGUUCCGCCGCGCCAUGAGCACGGGGGACCUCCUCAUCAGGGACAAGGACAGGGACGACAGGGAGGAAGAGCAACGGCGCAUCGACAAGUACCGGAGCAAGCGCAACCAGCGCAACUUCCAAAAGAAGAUCACGUAUGCUUGCCGGAAGACUCUUGCCGACAGCCGGCCCAGGGUGAAGGGCCGCUUCGCGCGCAACGCCGGCGAUGGCACGGAGGCGGAUCUCCAACCCGCCGCCGCAGCAGCAGCGCCACCUCAGUCAGAGUCAGAGUCGGAGUGGUGGCCGGCAGCGCAGCAUGAGGCCGGCAUGGACCUAGACGAGGACAUGCUUGCCGCUUACCUUGGCGUCUCCUCCAUCAGCCUCUACUCCCCCUCGGCCUCUACUACUCUGCCUCACCAUCACUACAGCUACCAGCCCUAGAUCGACGAUUUGCAACGAUUAAUUACUUCUCAUUAA
Molecule: messenger RNA, 540 nt
Organism: Setaria italica (foxtail millet)
Lineage: Eukaryota; Viridiplantae; Streptophyta; Magnoliopsida; Poales; Poaceae
Product: two-component response regulator-like APRR3
Exons: 3
Coding region: 1-504 (167 amino acids)
Biological process (GO): regulation of flower development
Cellular component (GO): nucleus
Molecular function (GO): protein binding
Source: RefSeq, a predicted model, not a curated record